AUGCGGACAGCGGCAAGUGUGAAACAGGGAUUCGAACCCCCGGCCCUCUCGGGCAUUGGCAGCCGGGAUGUGAAGGAAGCUCUGCCAACGCUCGGCCGCUAUCGCGAUAUCUCCCUUCCCGGAGACCGCCCGUCCCAGACCCCCACGCCGGCGGCCAACACCGCGCGCGCGGCCACAUUCGAAAAGACUCACCUGCGGGCCAAACCUCCCGGCCUCCACGUGAGAGCGUGCUCCACCGUGACCCGGAAGUCAACCUCGAGCCGCCAGCCCGCCCGCAAGAAAUCCGGCUCCUUCCGGGUCGCAGAGUAUGAAGCGGAGCUGCCUUCCUUUCUAGAAUGUAAAGUCAAACCAGAAGCCGCAGUUCCUGUUUCCCCACUGGAGGAAUUGGUGUUUCCCAGCAUCAGGGCAGAGCAUUUAGUGCCAUCAGCCCAAACCCCUGUGGACUCACAUGUACCCUGUCCUAAGAAGAUAUUGGUGACACUCGAUCCAAAAACAUGCUCCCCUAGAGAAUAUUUGGAAAAUUUCAUCUUUCCAGUUCUGCUUUCUGGAAUGGUCAGCCUGCUUCACCAAGCAAAGAUAGAAAAGUGCUUUGAGAGGAAAAGGACCAAAUUCAUUGCUUGUGAUUACCUGACUGAGUGGUUGUACAACCACAAUCCAAAGAGGACAGGAGAAACCUUCACAGAAUUCUUCUCCAUCCCAUUUGUGGAGGAGUGGCUAAAGAAUCACCCUCGGCCACCAAUCCCGCUGUCCUUGCUGCUGACAGAAGAGGAAGCAGCGAUCUCCAUCCAGGCAUUCUGGAGGGCUUACCUGGUACGUUGCGAUCCUGAGAUUCAAGAGCUUCGUCAAUGGCAGAAGAAACUCCGUGAAGACAAGCACAUUCGCCAGCGGGUGCAAAUGUUCUGGGCCAAACAAGAGCAGAAAGUGAAAUGCAAAAUGGAGGACGAGGAGAACUACUUGCUCAGUGCAGCCCAGAAAGGAUCUGUGGCAGACAAGCUUUAGUGUAAGCAGUGGGGAGGAGGCCUCGCCUGCUGCAUCAUCCGGAAGUGUUUCUCUACAUCCUGAUACUUCCUUACUGCUUCCGGAGCAUCCCCUGCCAGCCUCUGUUCAAAACACCAUGGAAUCUCAUCCACACUGGAGAUGAGGUGCUGUGUCACUGUUUUUCCCGCUUUCAAAACGAUCUGUACUUUGAAGUGUCAGAUCUCUCUUUUGUUCAUUUCUUGUGGUAUUGGGCAGCUGCCCGACCGGACCACCAAGAUACAUUCCCAGCUCAACAUGAGGCUUACUUAAAGCCAGACAAGGAUCACGAAGAAUUUCCCUUGUCUAGGCCCCAAAGUAUUAAAGUCUUGCUUUUAUUACGGAUAAAUUAACUUACUGCAUUCAUUCCUUCUGCAGUUUCCUCUGAGAACCAAGAUUCUCCCAUUCAGAAAAAAAAAAAAAA
This is a messenger RNA of Dipodomys ordii (Ord's kangaroo rat), 1438 nucleotides long. It is a transcript of the gene Iqck, whose product is annotated as IQ motif containing K. The coding region runs from base 1 to 999 and encodes 332 amino acids. The record is from RefSeq and is a predicted model, not a curated record. Gene Ontology annotation, molecular function: protein binding. Lineage: Eukaryota; Metazoa; Chordata; Mammalia; Rodentia; Heteromyidae. The transcript is spliced from 12 exons.